Bombyx mori (domestic silkworm) is the source of this 1968-nucleotide messenger RNA. RefSeq lists its product as uncharacterized. Lineage: Eukaryota; Metazoa; Arthropoda; Insecta; Lepidoptera; Bombycidae. Bases 1 to 1968 code for a protein of 655 amino acids. The record is from RefSeq and is a predicted model, not a curated record. The transcript is spliced from 2 exons. Gene Ontology annotation, molecular function: catalytic activity.
AUGGGCAGUGGCAUCGAAGAGCAUCAAGACUUUAUAUUCUGCUUCAAAGGAGAAACACCUGGCCUGCAUGGAGUAGGAUUUUUGAUAAAAAAAGAAUACAAAAACAAUAUAUUAAGCUUCUCAGGCUUAUCUGAAAGAGUUGCAAUACUUCAACUUGAGUUCAACAAAAAGAUAAUAUCAAUAAUUCAAGUGUAUGCACCAACUGAAAAGGCUUCUAAAGAAGAAAUGGAAAAAUUUUACGAAUCACUGCAAGAAGCGCAAGCGCAGACUAGCGGAGAUGUACUGUUAAUGGGAGACUUCAAUGCCAAAGUAGGGAUAGCUAAAACAAAAGAAGAUAAGAUUCUAGGUAAAUUUGGUUAUGGAAAAAGAAACGAAAGAGGUGAAAAGCUCAUAGAAUUUGCCUUCGAACACAAACUGUCGAUUAUGAAUACGUAUUUUAAAAUGAGACAAAAUCGAAAAUGGACUUGGAAAUCACCAAAUGGAAAAGUAAAGAAUGAAUUAGACUAUAUCCUAUCAAACCAGCCCAAAAGUAUAAGGAAAAUAGAAGUACUGCACGGCUUAGGGUAUAGUUCCGAUCACAGACUGGUUAGAGCAACUUAUUCUUUACAAAAUACUAAAAAACGUAGGAUAUCGUUCAAAUCAUCCCCAAAUAUAUUCAAAACUGAAAAAGAAAUAAUGAUGUACACUAGAAAUUUAGAAAACAACAUAAAAGAACUUGAACCUUUUGAAGACGACGAUGUCCAGACCCUAUACAACAAAAUAGAACACGUCAUUAAAAAAAGCAUAUCAACAAACGAACACAAAGAGGAACAAAGUUUUUCAACAUUAGACCAUAUUCAUGUAAUGGAGCAAAUAAUAGAAAAGUACAAGGAGUUCAACAGACCAAUAUAUAUAGGUUUUAUCGAUUACGCUAAGGCAUUUGAUACGAUCUCACAUGACGCCAUCUGGGAGGCACUGGACAAAUGUCAGGUCCACGACAAGUACAAAAAUGUCUUGAAGAACAUUUACGACAAGAGCACCAGUUGUGUGAAACUAGAGAACCGAGGACCUGAAAUACCUAUUCUAAGAGGAGUGAGACAAGGAGACCCACUUUCCCCGAAGAUCUUUAUAGCAGUGCUGCAUAACAUUUUUGAGGAGCUGAAAUGGAAAAACGAAGGCCUUAAAAUAUGUAACCAAUACUUGAGUCACCUCAGAUUUGCAGAUGAUAUAGUCCUCUUAGCUGAUAACAGUAGAAAACUAGAAAAAAUGAUAAACCAACUAAAUGUACAAAGUAAAAGAGUAGGCCUAUUAAUGAAUAAAGACAAAACAAAAGUAAUGACAAACAGCGUCAAACAUCCAAUAAAACUUGAAGGAAAAACAUUAGAAUUCGUAAACAAAUACAUAUAUCUAGGAAAAGAAAUAUCAUUUGAAGACAGAAGCGAAGAAGAAGAGGUACAACGUAGAAUAAAUAUGAGUUGGAAAAAAUAUUGGUCACUCAAAGAGAUAAUGAAAGGAGACUAUCCACUCCACCUCAAGAAAACAGUUAUGGAUACAUGCAUCUUACCAACUCUCACAUAUGGUUGCCAAUCGUGGACUUUCAACACCACCAUAAAAACAAAAAUGGUUAAUUGCCAGAAAGCUAUGGAAAGAAGCAUUCUAAAAAUAAAAAUAAAAAUAAAAGAUAAAGUAAGAAGUGAAUUUAUACGAAACAAGACAAAAUUAAUUGAUGUCCUAAACUUCAGUAAAAGAUUAAAGUGGCGAUGGGCUGGCCACGUAGCACGCUACAGUGACAAACGAUGGACAAAUGAAGUGACAAAAUGGAAAGGGCCUAAUGGGAAAAGAAGGAAAGGACGACCUAUGAAACGAUGGAGUGAUGAUAUCAUAGUCACCGCUGGGAAGGAGUGGAUGAGGCAGGCUCGGAACAGAGAAAAUUGGAUUAAGCUGGAGGAGGCCUAUACCCAAAUAGGGGUUCCUGUCGAGGAAAAUUGA